Messenger RNA from Lepidothrix coronata (blue-crowned manakin), 4620 nucleotides. RefSeq names its product scavenger receptor class F member 2 (gene SCARF2). The transcript has 10 exons. Lineage: Eukaryota; Metazoa; Chordata; Aves; Passeriformes; Pipridae. Bases 1060 to 3813 code for a protein of 917 amino acids. The record is from RefSeq and is a predicted model, not a curated record. Gene Ontology annotation, molecular function: scavenger receptor activity.
AAAAUGGUGCUGCCCAACUCAUGCCUGCUGGGACGGAGGCUCCACAUCCACAGGAGAGCUCCAGAGCUCCUCGGUGCUUGUGUGCUGCCUAGGAUGGAGGCAACAAGGAAGCGAGUGUUUAAUAGGGGUUUCUAUAGUAUCCAUCACCGUAGGUCUAACAACUCCCAGGUAAGGUGGUUGGGGUGGGUGGUUGUCUCUCCCGAUGCCUAAGGAAACUUGUCCAGGGUCAUGUGGGAUCUGCAAGCACCUGCCUGCACUGCAGUGCUGCCUGUCCAUGCUGCCUGUCCAACAUAAUGUGCCUGCCUGGCUCCAAUCAUCGGCCUCAGCACAAGUUCCCCUCAGCAGGAGAGGGGUGGGUGGCCUUUGGGGGCUGGUGGCCGUGCAGGAGAGGCAGUGGUGGGGUGGGAGUGGCACUACUGUGGUCCAUAAGGAGUGCAAGGAAGGGAACCAUGCUCAUGGCUGCCCACAACCCCUCUAUCUCAUGCCCCCAUCUCCCCUCUGUCAAGGCGGAGCUGAGCAAGGGACAGUGCCCCGCUGGGUGCAGCUGCUGGCAUGGACGAGGCUUGGCUGGGUAGCAGGAGGCUGGUGGCCAGGAUGGAGUUGAUCUGGGUGUCAGAGUUGGAGCUGAGCUGGGUGACAGGAGGCUGGUGGCAUUUUCCUGGCGGGGAUCCCAUCCAGCCACUGUGGUUGCUAGGAUGGUGAUAGUGCCACAGCUCAGCAGCACUCAGAGGGCUACUGCACAGCCCUUCCCCUGCUCUGGGGAGCUUUGGGAGGGCUUGGGGGAGCAGGUAUGAGCAGGCAGUGCUCAGGGGAGCAGGCACUCACACUUAUGUCUGCCGUCUGUUUGUGCAUCCAGCCGUGUGCGAGGGGAACUUUACCUGCAAGGAGAAUGAGGUGUGCGUCAGGCCCAGCGAGUGCCGUUGCCGCCACGGCUACUUCGGCGCCAACUGCGACACCAGUGAGUACUGGCAGGAGCCCUCCUGUCCUCAGCAGGCUUCACUGGCCCCAGCUUAUCCUGGGGUGACAUUCCAGAGCAGAGCAUCGGGGAUCGGGCUUUGAAUGCUUUUGCUCUGCCCUUGCCUGUCCCCUGGGCAUUGUCCUUUUGCUGGGUCUCCUCUGAAAUCCAGUGUGCUGCAGGGAAGAGAGGGAGGAUGGUGGUCAAAAGGUCCUAUUGGGACUGUGGGUCCCUCCAGUGGUGGGGUUGUCCCCCUGGGUAGUCUGGGGCUGAUGGAUCUCCCUGCAGAGUGUCCGCGGCAGUUCUGGGGUCCCGACUGCAAAGAGAUGUGCAGCUGCCACCCCAACGGGCAGUGCGAGGACGUGACAGGUCAGUGCACCUGCAACCUCAACCGCUGGGGUCCCAAGUGCGAAAACAUCUGCCUCUGCAAGCAUGGCAAGUGCGACCAGAAGACAGGCAAAUGCACCUGCGAGCCCAACUGGUGGGGCCCGCAGUGCUCCAGCUCCUGCUAUUGCAGCCACAACUCUCAGUGCGACCAGCAGACAGGCAACUGUCUGUGCCAGCCCGGCUGGUGGGGCCGCGGCUGCAACAACCAGUGCUCCUGCAACAACUCGCCCUGCGAGCAGUUCACGGGGCGCUGCCAGUGCCGAGAGCGGACGUUUGGGCCCCGCUGUGACCGCUACUGCCAAUGCUACAAGGGCAAGUGCAACCAGGUGGAUGGGACCUGCACCUGCGAGCCAGGCUACCGGGGCAAGUACUGCCGCGAGCCGUGCCCAGCCGGCUUCUACGGCCAAGGCUGCCGGAGACGGUGUGGGCAGUGCAAGAGCCUGCAGCCGUGCACCGUGGCAGACGGGCGCUGCCUGACCUGUGAGGCAGGCUGGAAUGGCACCAAGUGUGACCAACCCUGCUCGCCUGGCUUCUAUGGAGAGGGCUGUGAGAAGCUCUGUCCCCCCUGCAAGGACGGCCACACCUGCAACCACAUCAAUGGCAAGUGCUCCCACUGCAACCCAGGCUGGAUCGGAGACCGGUGUGAAACCAAGUGCUGGAACGGGACAUACGGGGACAACUGUGCCUUCAUCUGCAGUGACUGCGUCAAUGGCCAGUGCCACUUUGAGACCGGGCGGUGCCUCUGCCACCCUGGUUCCCACGGCACCUACUGUAACCUGACUUGCCCUGCUGGACGCUAUGGAGCCAACUGUGCCGAAGCCUGCAGCUGCCACGACGGCGCCUGCGACCCACUGACAGGCGCCUGUCACAUGGAGGCCAACCAGAGGAUGGGGGUGAUCGGGGCAGGGGCCCUCCUGGCGCUGCUGCUCAUCCUCCUGCUCUCUCUGCUCUGCUGCUGCUGUGUCUGCCGCAAGAAGGACGAAGCCUGCAGCUCCAGCCAGGACCCAGCAGCAGCCAAGAAGCCGCCGAGACGCUUGUGCGGGCGGUUCAGUCGUAUCGGGAUGAAGCUCCCCCGCAUCCCUCUGCGCCGCCAGAAGCUACCCAAGGUUGUGGUGGCCCACCAUGACCUGGAAAACACCCUGAACUGCAGCUUCAUCGAGCCACCCUCUGUGGUGGACCAGCCUUCCCCAUCCUGGUCAUCCCGCGGCUCCUUCUCCUCCUUCGACACCACGGACGAGGGGCCAGUGUACUGCGUCCCCCAUGAAGAGAGCGUGGGUGACAGCAGGGACAGAGGGACACCUGCCAGCCCCGGGGACAAGCUGGUGGCCCCCACCGGUGGGGAGGAAGCAGGCGAAUACACAUUCUUGAAGGAGACCGGCUCUGUCAGAGCCUUCCCGGGCGACAGCAGUGAGACACCCCUGCUCAAGUCUUCGGACAGCGAGCGCUCCUCCUGCGGCUCUGGCUCGGCCGGUGCCGCUCUCUAUGCUCGGGUCGCCCGCCUCUCCAAGCAGUCCAGGGAGGAGGAAGAUGCCACUGCAGAGCCCCGCAGCCCCGGGAAGCCACCAUCCCCAGAAAGGACCAAGCCCCGUCCCCCAGACCCAGCCACUAAGCCCAAAGUCUCCUGGAUCCACAGCAGGUACAACUCUGGCCAGUCCAACUCACUGCCAGCACCCAGCCAAUCCCCAGACAGAGCAGCUGCCCACUCCAGCAGCCCCGAGCAAGGACUGGGCUUGGCCAAGAGGAAGAGGAGCCCGAGCGAGACAUCAGCCAGUGUGCAAGGCAGAGUGGAGGAGAAGGGCAGCAUGCGGGGCAAAGAGAAAGCGCAGAAGCAACCGAAGGAGCCUGGUGUCCCGGAGGGCAAAGCCAACCUCACCGGGGAGCCCCAGUCACCCUCCAAGCCCAAGCAGAGGAGCAAAGCCAGCUCAGAGCCGAUGGAGAGCAUCAAUGGGGCAGUGCAGAAUGCCUUCCGAAAGAUGGGCACCUUCCAGCCGGAGCGGCGGGUCGGGGACUCCAAGGAUGCUCCUUGCAGCCCCAGCACCAGCAAACCCCGCUCUGAGCCACUGCAUCCCCAGCUAGCCUCCGAGCUGGCUGCCCAGCUGAAGGAAAAGACUCAGAGCCUCAACAAGGGGGACGGAGGCACCCGGGUGAAUGGGGUGGGCACCCAGCGGGAGAAGCCCACGCCUCCACAGAAAGCCAAGCGUUCAGCAGCCGCCAGCGGCCAGAAGACCAGCAAACCCUUGCUGCCCACCUCUCCCCACCUGCAAAAACUGAUCCCUGGGGUGGCCGAGCCAGCAGCCGGGGAGCCCAAGUGGGUGGAGAAGCCAAGUGCUGUCAGCAACCAGGAUCAGGUUCUUCCCAGCGAGCAGGCAGCCAAGAAAACCCCCAUUAAGAAGCCUCCAAGGAAGAAGAGCCGAGAAGCCAGCCUGGAGCCAUCCAGGGCAGCUUCUGUGCCCGCCCAGGCAGUACAGUGACCAGGAGUCAGGCACCAGUCCCACACUGCCUGGCCGCACACCGGAAAGAAGGACAUUGCCAGCACAACCAGUGGAUGGGGGAGCCUGGACUGGGCAGGGGGCACUGGAAGAGCCUUGAGCCUCCAUUUAUCCCCCUCCACCACUCAUCCUCCUUUUUCCUUUAGUCACCCCUGCCCUGCGACCUGGUUCCUCCAUCCAUGCCCUGCUCCUGCUCCCUGCCUGGGUCUGGCAACUCGCCCUCCCUCCCCACGCAAGGCAGGACCACAGGGAGCCGGCCCGGCCGCCACCCCAGGGGAGUCCGUGCGUGGCAUAUCCCCCCUCUAUUUUGUAGCAGUAUUAUUGAUCGCAUAAGCAGCGCUUGUUGUACUAGACGUGCCCAUGGUAUAUUCUGCAGUAAUGGAGCCGCUCGCUUCCUGCAUCCCACUCUGGUCUGUUGGGCUUGCAGAGCACCGGAGAGCUCCUCUCACUGAGCUGCUGUUCAGUGCCCAGGGCAGUGCUAGGCAUGGCCCACAACCAUCCUUGGCAGCAGACCCCCUGCCCCAGUGCCCUGGGCUCCAGGCACAGCUCUCCAUUGCCGGUCCUGCCGCAGAUGCGCUGUGCCGGCGUGGGGUCGAGCUGGUUUCGACUGAUGCCACCCUUCCUCUGCCCUGGGGCUGCUCCUGUCCAGGAGGAAGUGCUAUUUAUGGACGGAGCUGGACACCCUUCGGGCUCCCGCAUCCCAUCCAGCAGAGUUGGAGGGAUUAGUUUGGUACGAGAGAGCCUGGCACCUCUGCAGAGUGCUUUCCUAAUAAAAGUGUAUUUCUUCCA